AUGAAUAAUGAUGAUGAUGACCUCGGUUUAGUACCUGACAAAGUACAACUCUCUACUCUACACGACCCAAAAUCCAUUGCUCAAUACUUGCAAAUAUUCCAUUCAUAUGACCCGAACGUUCUAUACCAAAAUUUACAAACUGACCCUAUCAACGGCAUAGAUUCAUCUCAACUGCACACAAGAAAACUCAAAUAUGGUGAUAACAAGUUACCGGAACACGUCUCAAAAACCUUCAUGCAACUGAUCUUAGAGGCUCUCAACGACAAAACUAUGAUCCUACUGUCCAUCGCAGCUAUAGUAUCCUUUCUACUAGGUCUCUACGAAGUCUUUUGCCAACCAACGCAAUACGAUCCAGAAGGUCAUAUAAUUAAAAAUGUAGAUUGGAUUGAAGGUAUUGCAAUCAUGUUGGCAGUCGUAGUAGUAGUAGUCGUCUCCGCUGCUAACGACUACCAAAAGGAAAAACAGUUCUCAAAACUAUCACAGAAAAAGGAAAACGAUAAAACUUUCACAGUCAUUAGAGAUACCGCUACCGUUUCUUUGAUCCCAAACUCACAACUGGUAGUAGGGGACAUCAUCAAAUUGCAAACUGGAGAUAUCCUCCCAGCAGACUGUAUCCUGGUUAGUGGUUGCUGCGAUGUAGACGAAUCUUCCGUCACUGGGGAAUCAGACACCAUCAAGAAAAGACCAUUGACUGAAUCACUAUCAUACUAUAAAGACAUUAAAAAUAAUGCUUCAAGUUCCGCAAGCGACUUCGUCGUAGAUAUUCCAAAUGACAAAAACGUCCCGGACUGUAUGCUAAUAUCAGGAUCGAAAGUAAUUGCUGGUCUCGGUAAAGCUGUCGUCACUGCAGUAGGUAUAUCCUCUGUCCAUGGAAGAACCAUGAACGCAUUGAUUCAUGGCGACCGAGUACCUGAUGAAGAUGCUGAGUUGAAUACAGAUGAUUUUGCCCUCGAAAACUCAGGAAUGACUCCUAUGCAAGAAAGAUUGAGUAAUUUGGCAGAUAUUAUCUCAGUGUAUGGCUGUUUGGCUGCUACUUUGCUAUUCGUUAUUCUGUUUGCAAAAUACUUAUAUAAUAUAUUGUCUCCUAACGGGAGAUUUAAAGAUCUGCCGCCAGCUGAAAGAGGUAACAAAUUUUUAAAUAUUUUCAUCACUUCGGUAACCAUAAUCGUCGUUGCUGUCCCUGAAGGUUUGCCAUUGGCUGUCACCUUAGCUUUGGCCUUUGCAACAACAAAAAUGACUAAAGAUGGGAACCUGGUUAGAAUAUUAAAGGCGUGUGAGACUAUGGGCUCGGCAACUGCAAUUUGCUCGGAUAAGACAGGUACUUUGACCAGAAAUUCAAUGACCGUAACAAAGGUACUCAUUGGUGGUAAGACCAGCGAUAACUUAAAUGAAAUUCAAAAAGAAUUGGGGAAAGAUAUUCUUAUCAAUAUUGCUCUAAAUUCAACAGCCUUUGAAAAUAAAAAUUAUAAGAAGCCACCAAGUUCAAGCAAUCCUUUCGAUUCAGAGGGUUCAAAUUCAAACGAAGUUGAUACAAUCGAAACCUAUAACUCGAGAGAACCUUACAUCGGUUCAAAAACUGAAAUUGCAUUGUUAAGUUUUGCAAAUUUGAAUUUAGAUUUGAAAAGACUUGGCGAACUGCAAAAAGUUCGUAACGAACCUAAUUCCAAGUUUCCAACAAUUGAAAAAAUCGUUCAAAUUAUUCCAUUUGAAAGCUCACGUAAAUGGUCGGGUCUAGUUGUUAAAUUGAAAGAUACUGGAACUUAUAGAUUAUAUGUUAAAGGUGCUGCAGAAAUUAUUUUCAAAAAAUGUUCCUACAGAAGAGGAACUGAUGGUUCAUUGCAAGAAUUAGAUGAAAAUGUAAUUAAUAAUAUUCAAAAUCACAUAAAGGAUUUCGCUGAAAAUGCUUUGAGAGCAAUUUCGUUAGCUCAUAAAGAUUUGCUAGAUUAUAAAACUUGGCCACCGGCAGAACUUAUGGAUAAAGAUAAGAAAGAUAAUGACUGCGCUUCGCCAGAUAUUUUAUUCAAUUCAUUACUUUCUUCCAGUGAUAGUACCAAAUUCGAUGAAACCGGAUUAGUUAUAGAUGGUAUUUUUGGAAUUCAAGACCCUUUACGUCCCGGUGUCGAUGAGUCAGUAAAGCAAUGCCAAGAAUCAGGUGUCACAGUCAGAAUGGUUACUGGUGAUAAUUUAUUAACAGCAAAGGCGAUAGCUAGAAACUGUCAUAUUUUAACUCUUGAAGAUAAUUACGAUCCACAUUGUGCUAUGGAAGGGCCAGAAUUUAGAAAAUUGACAAAAGAAGAAAGAGUUGAAAUCUUACCAAAAUUAAGAGUCCUUGCAAGAUCUUCCCCUGAAGAUAAGAGAUUGCUAGUAGGUACUUUGAAAUCUAUGGGAGAUAUUGUUGCAGUCACAGGUGAUGGUACUAACGAUGCCCCAGCUUUGAAGUUAGCUGAUGUAGGCUUUUCAAUGGGUAUUUCAGGUACUGAAGUUGCACGUGAAGCGUCUGAUAUUAUUCUUAUGACAGAUGAUUUUUCUUCUAUUGUAAACGCAAUUAAAUGGGGUAGAUGUGUUUCUACCUCAAUCAAAAAAUUCAUCCAAUUCCAAUUGACUGUUAAUAUUACAGCAGUUUUUCUAACGUUUGUUUCAGCUAUAUUAUCAGAGGAUGAAUCGUCAGUAUUGACUGCCGUACAAUUGUUAUGGGUUAAUUUAAUUAUGGAUACCUUAGCAGCAUUAGCCUUAGCAACUGAUAAACCUGAUAAAGAUAUUUUAAAGAAGAAGCCAAAGGGACGUUCUGAGCCACUUAUAUCAUUCUCUACCUGGAAAAUGAUUUUAGCACAAGCAGCUUUGCAAUUAACUAUUACUUUUAUUUUAAAAUUCUAUGGGGCUAAUAUUUUCUUUGGUGGAAAGGAUGAACUUUCAGGAAAGGAACAGCAGCAGCUGAACGCAAUGAUAUUCAAUACUUUUGUUUGGUUGCAGUUUUUUACUAUGAUCGUAUCCAGGAAACUUGAUGAAGCAGAUGGUAUUACAGGUUGGAAGGAAAGAUGUACACAAAACAAUUUGAAUUUCUUCCAAGAUUUGUUUAGAAACUACUAUUUUAUUGCCAUAAUGACAUUGAUCGGUGUCCUCCAAAUUUUAAUCAUGUUUUAUGGUGGUAUUGCAUUUUCAAUUGAAAGACAAACUAGAGAAAUGUGGAUAGUUGCUAUAUUAUGUGGUAUGCUUUCCUUGCCAGUAGGUGUUAUUGUCAGAAUCAUACCUGAUGAUGUAGUAAGAGCAUUGAUACCAGCAUCGCUAUUUGCAAAAUUCAAAUACAUAUUAUAUCUGGAAUUCCUACCAAACUGGGACAACAAACCUAAGGAAGAAGAUGAGGAAUCCUUGUUAGAGCAGGCUUCUAACGUGUCAACUAGGGAAUGA
Messenger RNA from Vanderwaltozyma polyspora DSM 70294, 3405 nucleotides. It is a transcript of the gene PMC1, whose product is annotated as calcium-transporting ATPase PMC1. The record is from RefSeq and is a predicted model, not a curated record. Gene Ontology annotation, biological process: intracellular calcium ion homeostasis; calcium ion transmembrane transport. NCBI's taxonomy places the organism in Eukaryota, Fungi, Ascomycota, Saccharomycetes, Saccharomycetales, Saccharomycetaceae. The transcript has a single exon. Gene Ontology annotation, cellular component: membrane; intracellular membrane-bounded organelle. Gene Ontology annotation, molecular function: ATP binding; P-type calcium transporter activity; ATP hydrolysis activity. The coding region runs from base 1 to 3405 and encodes 1134 amino acids.